Molecule: messenger RNA, 916 nt
Organism: Paramecium pentaurelia
Lineage: Eukaryota; Ciliophora; Oligohymenophorea; Peniculida; Parameciidae
Source: the annotation of a GenBank genome assembly
AUGAAUAGAUAAUAGUAAUAAAGACAUUCACGUUAAAAUUGCUAAAUUUGCCAUAAGUCAGUCCAAGCAGAUCGAUUGGUACUAAAUAAAUCUAGUCAAGGUUGCACAUUAAACACAAUGUUUAAUGUAAUAAAGAGAGAGAAGAACAUAGCAAUAACAAUAAUAAUAAUCAAGGCAAUAAUAUUAUUAGCAAUAAAGAUAGCCUUAAUAAAGAAUAAAUAAUUCUCAUAAUCAUAAUAGAAAUUAUAAUAUCCAAUACAGUCAAGAUAGUUCUGAUAGUGAUUAAGAUGGAAUGGUUCAAUUUCCAAAUUUUAAUUGUAAUUCAAUUUAAAAAGUAUAGAAAUUUUUGGGCCAAAUUCUUAAUUUCAGAGAUCAAUGGACAAUAUGAGACAUUAAAUGAAUGAGGCUUUCAAUAUUAAGUAAAAAUAAACAAUUAUUCUAGUUUAAAUUUUGGUUCUGAUUCAUUUUAAUUUAAUCUACAAACUAAUGGAGGUUAGAGAUAACAUAUUUAAAUACGAAAUAUAGGGCCAGGAAUUCAAGUCUAAUAAGUUUUUAAUAUGCCUAAUGUAUAAUUCUAUUAUGGUGAUGAUGACGAUGAUGAUGAAGAUGAAAACUAUUAAGAAAAUUAAUUUUAUUAAGAUUAAGAGCCAGAAGUUGAGGAAAGAAGAUAAGCAUAACCCAUGAGAUCGAGUGAAAUUAAAUAGAUACCAACAUAAAAAUAUAUACCUAACUAGAAAAAUUUAAAUUGUGUUGUUUGCAUGAUUGAUUUUAAAAAAUCUGAUAAUGUCAAGUAAACAGUUAUAUUAAUAAAACAAUAGAAUAUUGGAAUGUUUUCACUAGUUUCAUGCAAAGUGUAUUGAUUAAUGGUUGAAAUAGAAAGGAGAAUGCCCUGUAUGUAGACACUAAUUAAAUUGAA